GGCCCUUCCCCCGCGCCCUCCCACGGGGCCGGGCUGAGCCGAGCUGAGCUGAGCCGGGCUGAGCUGAGCCGGGCUGGGCUCAGCCCCGCCGGGUGGGGUCCUGCCGGCAGCGAGCUGAUGGCCUCAAGCUGAUCUGCUGCCCAGAGACCCCCCCCGAGCCUGGGGGCAGCUGGUGUUGGGACCACGUCCAUCCCUGGCAGAAUUGGCUGUGCCCGACGGUGCCCCGUGGGACCACCUGCACAAGGGACAUCAGGCUGGAGAGGCAGAAGGGAUACUGCAGAGAAAGUCCUUGUCCUUCCAAGACAAGCCAAACCUUCGCUCCCGUGGGAUCUCCCUUGGAGAGGCUUUUGCCAGAUCCCGUAACCCCAAAUUCAAGCGCACGCAGUUGGCGGGGACAAGUGCCGGACGUAGGGUCUGUCCUCCGCAGGACCUGCCGUCCCCACCCGCAUCUUCCCGCGGUGGCUGCCUGUGAUGGGGCGACAGCAAGUGAGGAGCCCCUAGCCCCCACAUGAACCCCCUUCCCAGCGAGGUGGGAUCAGAGCCAGCGCCGGCAGGGGCACACGCCAUGGAGCCGAGCCAGGACGGCGCCUGAAGCUGCCAGACGGAGCGGGAUGGGGUUGGGGGACAUGGAGCCUCCCAACGGCAGCACAGCCAGCCAGCUGGACACGUGCUUCGGGGUGUUCAACGCCAGCGAUGGCCGCAACAAUACACAGAAGAGCAUCACCUCGCCCUGGUUCUCCACCGCCUUCGGCCUCAUUGGCCUCUGCUCCAACCUCUUCGCCCUCUGCGUCCUGCUCAGCUCCUCCCGCAAGCUGUCCAGCCGGGCCCGCUCCUCCUUCCUCGUCUUCCUCUGCGGGCUGGUGGUCACGGACUUCAUGGGGCUGCUGGUGACAGCCUCGGUCAUCAUCCCCUACCAUUUCAUCAAGUUCGCCUGGGCCAAGGUGGACCCCAGCUGCCAUCUCUGCAACUUCCUUGGCUUCUCCAUGGUCUUCUUUGGGCAGUGCCCGCUGCUGCUGGGGGCCACCAUGGCCGGUGAGAGGUUCUUCGGCAUCAACCACCCCUUCUCCCGCUCCACCAGCAUCUCCAAGCGCCGCGCCUGGUCCAUCGUGGGGCUGGUGUGGGGCUUCUCCUGCCUGCUGGGGCUGCUGCCAGUGCUGGGGCUGGGGCGGUACACGCUGCAGUACCCCGGCUCCUGGUGCUUCCUUACGCUCCUGCCUGACACCGGCAACGCUGUCUUCUGCCUGCUCUUCGCCCUGCUGGGCAUCUUCUCUGUGCUGCUCUCCUUCAUCUUCAACACAGUCAGUGUGGUGACGCUCUGCCGUGUCUACCAUGACCGGGAGUCAGUGCAGCGGCGCCGCGACAGCGAGGUGGAGAUGAUGGUGCAGCUCGUGGGCAUCAUGAUCAUCGCCACCAUCUGCUGGAUGCCCCUCCUGAUCUUCAUUGUCCAGACAGUCCUGCAGCAGCUGCCAGACAGCGACCAGAUCCAGACGCUGCCUACGCAUACGCAGAGGAUGCUGCUCAUCUACAUCCGCAUGGUCACCUGGAACCAGAUCCUGGACCCCUGGGUCUACAUCCUCUUCCGACGGGCCGUGCUGCAGCGCAUCUACCCCAGCCUGCGCCCCCGGCCCUCCAUCCUCUCGCUUUACCCCGUCCUCAACCCCUCCCUGCGCCGCAAGCUCACCGCCGACUCUGUCCUGCAGUAGCGGUCCCCAGCGACAUCCCACCCCCCCCAGGUUAAGUGCUUGUCCCCAUCACCUGCAUCUGUAGGCUCUCCACGACCCCCCCCCCCCCCAGGCCCAGUACCCAUGGGGGUGGCGAGGGGCACGGGGCUGCUCCCCCCUCCCUGUCCCCAUCUGAGUGACACCCCCCCCCCAAUAAAACACAGCUUGU
Messenger RNA from Grus americana (Whooping crane), 1890 nucleotides. RefSeq names its product thromboxane A2 receptor (gene TBXA2R). The transcript is spliced from 5 exons. Gene Ontology annotation, cellular component: plasma membrane. The coding region runs from base 612 to 1703 and encodes 363 amino acids. Gene Ontology annotation, molecular function: thromboxane A2 receptor activity. The record is from RefSeq and is a predicted model, not a curated record. NCBI's taxonomy places the organism in Eukaryota, Metazoa, Chordata, Aves, Gruiformes, Gruidae. Gene Ontology annotation, biological process: inflammatory response; positive regulation of vasoconstriction; adenylate cyclase-activating G protein-coupled receptor signaling pathway.